CCUCCACCACCUUCUUUAAGCACUCUUCCACUUACUUCCUCUUUCUGCACCCUUACUUCUCCAUCUUCUUCUUCCAGCAUUCCUCCUUGUACCUCUUCUUAUAUGGCACUUCUUUCUUCCGACACUUCUUCCUGCAGUUUUCCUCAACCACCAACUUCUUUAUCCACUUUUUCUCCUACCUCUACUUUAUACACUCCUUCUCCUCCAUCUUCAUCCUCCACCCUUAUUCCUCCUACGUCAUCUUUUAUCCCUCUUCUCACCCCUACAUCUUCUCCCAACCUUUAUCCUCAUCCAUUCUCUUUUCCCAACUACCCUCCUCCUGCCUCCACCUUCUGCACUCUUCCUUUUACUUCUUCUUCUUCCAACAUUCCUCCUUCUACCUCCUCUUACAUCACCCUUCUUCCUCCUACCUCCUCCUCCUUCACUCUUCCUUCUUCACCACCUUUUGCCACUCCUCCUACCACAUCUUUACCCAUCUUUUCUCUUACCUCUCCGAGCAUGCCUGCUACCUCCCCACUUUCUACUGUAACUACAGCUACCACAUUUACCACCAAAGAUUCAGACAAUUCUUCCACAGAAAAUCCACAAACAAAAGGCAAACAACGAAAAUGGAUGUAUAAACAAAUAGAAUGCCAAGUACACCCCAGUCUCCAAACUUUUCCAUACGACAAGAUUUUAAGGAGGAGGACAACAAAAGACGGUGUUGAGGAAGUCAAAGUUAAAUGGAAGCCUUGCUCAGGAUGUGGUAUGAAAUGGGCGGACACCUGGGAGCCAUACAGCCAUACAUUCGCAGAGUAAGGAUCCAUGUUCCAUGUUUAUGGGGUUGCAUUAAGGACCUGUUGCCUGGACCUGUUGCCUGUCCUUAAAACCCAU
Messenger RNA from Paramisgurnus dabryanus, 873 nucleotides. NCBI's taxonomy places the organism in Eukaryota, Metazoa, Chordata, Actinopteri, Cypriniformes, Cobitidae. The record is from RefSeq and is a predicted model, not a curated record.